AUGUCACACAGGCAAGACUACCGCCGAGGCCGCGACCGCUCGUCAAGCCCAUACGACGACCAUAGGCACAGUUCCUCACGAAGAGACGAGCGUGAUGACGGUCGUGAGGCUCGCCGUAAGCGAAGCAGAUCUCGUAGCGUGGACCGACCGCGCAAGAGGAGAUCAGUAACACCGCCAGAUCACUCUGAUCGACGUAGGUCGCAUACGCCAGAUUCUGACCACAGGUCCAAACGAAGACGAUCGCGAAGCCCUAGAAACUCACGUCGUGAUGGAGAUGCUCUGCCGUACAGAAGAGAGCGAGGGUCACAGCAGGAUUACGGGACUUCCAACCAUCGUCCACGACGAAACAAACAUUCGCGAAGUCCGCCUCGCAAUGGACACAAUGGACAUGAGGACCGUCAGGUAGACGGGCCUGUCCGCUCGAAAGCGCCGCUGCCAUCACAAAACGAUGCCUUUACUGGCACGGACUCGGACUACUACAAGGACAAGGAUGGAAAUUUGCAAAAGAAGGAGAAGCCAAAUUGGGCGCCUACCGGUCGCCUCGCCGCGGCAGCAAACACUAUACAAACCGCGAACCAGCGUAUCAUCCUUAAGUACCACGAGCCGGUCGAGGCGCGGAAACCUCCAGCCUCACAGCAAUGGCGCAUGUACGUGUUCAAGGACUCAGAGAUACUGGAGACGAUCGAGUUGUACACGCAGUCGUGCUGGCUGUUCGGGCGGGAGUCAGCUGUAGUAGAUGUGCUGUUGGAGCAUUCGAGUUGCAGUAAGCAGCAUGCUGUGUUACAGUUCCGGUAUAGAGAAGAGAGGGGCGAGUUUGGGGACAAGAAGGGGAGAGUGAAGCUAUAUGUACUGGAUUUAGAGAGUGCCAAUGGGACUACUGUUGAUGGCCAAGAUGUCGGUAAGGCGAGAUACUAUGAAGUCAAGGACGGCGAGAUGCUCAAAUUUGGACACAGUGAGCGGGAAUAUGUGGUGCAACUGCCGCCAAGAGAGGAGCGGAAGGAGGAAGCUGGGACUGCGCAGUAG
Messenger RNA from Cyphellophora attinorum, 1023 nucleotides. Its product is annotated as Smad nuclear-interacting protein 1. Gene Ontology annotation, biological process: mRNA splicing, via spliceosome; maintenance of RNA location. Lineage: Eukaryota; Fungi; Ascomycota; Eurotiomycetes; Chaetothyriales; Cyphellophoraceae. The record is from RefSeq and is a predicted model, not a curated record. Bases 1 to 1023 code for a protein of 340 amino acids. The transcript has a single exon. Gene Ontology annotation, cellular component: nucleus. Gene Ontology annotation, molecular function: protein binding; mRNA binding.